Molecule: messenger RNA, 2832 nt
Organism: Coturnix japonica (Japanese quail)
Lineage: Eukaryota; Metazoa; Chordata; Aves; Galliformes; Phasianidae
Gene: TAFA4
Product: TAFA chemokine like family member 4
Molecular function (GO): receptor ligand activity
Source: RefSeq, a predicted model, not a curated record
GCACUUAGUCUGAUCCUGGCUGUGUUCCCUGCCAUCGCAUUAAGCUCUACAACCACUUAUUGCGAGACGGUGUCCUCCCUCAUAUUUAAGCACCUGCCUCCCGCUGUAGCGCGUAUUGGGAUAUCGCUGGCGAAGCACGCAACGGGGCUGCGGGAGGAGCGGAGGCUGCAAAGUGAGUUGGUGAAGGCUGCACAGAAAGUCAGUGGCAGAGCAGGGGGCAGGCUCCGUUUCCCAGCGUGCUGGAAAGCAUUGACCCUGGCUUCGCAAUCGCUCUUUCACUUUUUCCAUUUGAACUAAAUUCCCGAGCGUGAUGAUUUAUUGAUAACUCGCAAGACUGUGGUGUCCGGAGCCGCAGUGACCAGAUCCGUGAUAAGAGGAGAGGGAGGUUGAUGGCCCUGACCCUCCUCUCCCUUCUCAAGUUGCGGCUGUCUCCGGAAGAUGCUGCGGGUUGAAGAAACGUCUCCUUUCUCCUCUUCCUCUCUCUGCUGGACCGCGGUGGGGCUCAGCUGAGGUCCGGGCUGCGCUACAGCUCCACGCCCGAGCCCAGCGGGGCGGGCAGCUCCAUCUCCGAGCAGCGCAACCUUUCCGGCAGCGUGCCGGCCGCCCUGCGCGGAGACGCACUGCGAGAGCCGCCUGGAGAGCGGGGGGAACCCCGGCACCGGGGGAGAAGUGGAGGGAGGGAGGCAGAGAAAGGAGAGCCGUGAUACCGCGCUUCCUCCCCGCCCGCCUCUGAAGAGGAGUGGGAGGGUUGUUCCGAAAACACUCAGAGCCGCCGCUGAUCCGGUGCGGAGCAUCAUCCUGCCGGCAGCUGGAGGGCGGUGCGCUGCCCGCUGCCCUCCGGAGGCUCGGAGCCAGGUCCCCAAAGUGAAGAGAACAUUCUGAAAUGCAGAAAGGCUUAUCUGCAGCCGCAAAUGGGAAUCUGGAAUAACUAUGAAAAACACACUGAAAUAAUUGUGUUUGACUGGAACAAAAUUCUUGCGAAGUCCCCAAGGAUGAGAUUCUGUGCCAAAUCAAUGCUUCUAUCUGACUGGCUCUUUCUGGUCUAUGUGUUAAUGGUCUGCUGUAAAUUGCUGUCCGCCUCUAGCCACCAUCCCCGGGGACAUACAGGCCAGCACCAAGUCAAGCAAGGGACAUGCGAGGUUGUGGCAGUGCAUCGUUGCUGCAAUAAGAACAAGAUUGAGGAACGAUCGCAAACAGUCAAGUGCUCCUGCUUCCCGGGGCAGGUGGCUGGGACAACGCGGGCUCAGCCCUCAUGCGUGGAAGCUUCUAUUGUCCUGCAGAAGUGGUGGUGUCAUAUGAACCCCUGUUUGGAUGGAGAGGACUGUAAGGUACUACCAGACUAUUCAGGGUGGUCUUGCAGCAGUGGAAAUAAAGUCAAAACCACAAAGGUAACACGGUAGCAAAGAAUAAACCUGUGUGUCCUACUGGAACAACACUGCGUGUGCAACUACAUUGCUUGGCUGCUAGACAGAGACCCUGUUUUGUGAGGGUGCUACUGACUUCAUUCUUUGAACUUGCAAACUGACAUUGAAAGGAACAGCUCUUCUUUCAACUGUGGCUGCAGUUCCUGAACCUGGAUUUUCCUAUACAGAGCAAUGAACAUUUAAAUUGGUGAGAAAACAUGAGGAGAUUUGGUUCUACCUGAAAUGCACCUUGGAUUCUCCAGCUUCUGCCACCUGGUAGCAAUUUGUAGAAGCACAAACCUGAACUUCUGCAGUACACCAAGGACAAAACUUUCUUUGUGAUGCUGAGAUAUCUAAAAUUGCUUUAAAAGAGUUUAGCUUAUGGAAUUAACCUAGGAUACCAUAGAAAGAAAAUUCUCACGUUGGAACCAUUAUGGGUUUGUCUGAAGUACUUCUCACAGUACAACAAAAAACUAAAAAGCUGAUCCCAGUGCUGACAGGACAGUGUUAGUAAAUAAGUGUAUUUUCAGCUGUGAUUUAGUAGCUAUCAAGGUUGUUAGAAAGUGAGAAGAUGGCACUUCUUAUAAAUCAGUAAUGAUUAUAGUAAGGCAUACUUUGGUUAUAUCUGUGCAAUUAAAUUUAUUUCCUUAGGUAGUUAUAGGUACUUUAAUUUUUACAUUCACAAGUGAUGGCAGGGAAGCAUGAGGAAGAGGCAAAAUUUGAAAGUAGAUAGUUUUUGCUGUCCUAAAAUAAAUCCAUUCUCUAGGGGAAUAGCAAAGUAUAUGUAUCCCCUGCCUCUUUGAAUCUAGAUAUGGAAAAGAAUUUAGCCAUUAGCUAGAAAUAUGCAUUCAGAUGCCUCAGAAAAAAAAGUAGAAAAAGAAAAAGAAAGAAAAAAAGCGAGCAUGCUUGCACUGCAUAAGGAGGGCUUACUGGAAGGAGGGUAAUUUGUUCGGAUUUUCAUAGCUUUGGUUAUAUCCUAAUAGGUAACAUACUUAAAAUUCAUGAGCAAAAAUCCUAGAUAAAAGUGAAUCUUCGCUUUCAAUUAGUUCUUGUUUAGACUGAUUAUAAUAAUUAAACGUCCAGUUCUUUGACAGACUGAAUUUCCAAGUGAUUACAUUUUGUGACACGUAAUUGUUCCAUAUUAUUGUAGAUGCAUUUCAUACUGUUUUUCUUAUUUGCCUGUUGCAGUUUUUUGUCAUCAGUCUUCAUAAAUAGAACAGUAAGUAGAAGUGAAGCUGUAGCCAGGCUGAUCCCCAGUAUAUCAUUUUGGACUUAGGAUGCAUUAAAACUGACUGAAAUGCAAUGAUGCAGAUGGAUAUCUUGCAGAUGAACUGCUGCUGACCCAGCUACUGAGCUCAUUGUUAUGCUUUAUGUAAAUAGAAGGGUAACAAUGUAAAUCUAAUUUUAUAUAGCUAGAAAAGACAAAAAA